Molecule: messenger RNA, 546 nt
Organism: Porites evermanni
Lineage: Eukaryota; Metazoa; Cnidaria; Anthozoa; Scleractinia; Poritidae
Source: the annotation of a GenBank genome assembly
AUGCGGAUACACCUUUUCAUAACAUUACAUGCAUCUGCGCACCGAUACUUUGCUGCAGUUGUUCCAGCUACUGUUGGCAAGAUGAACACGUCCCAAGUGAAGAUUUUCCUGUCUGGCCUGAUGUUUUUGGCACUCUGCUGCACUGCAGUGUUUGGAAAAAAGGUAGAGGUUAAGAGCUGUGGAGGCUACUCGGAAGUUUCUUCACUGGAUAUAACGCCCUGUGACGCAGUUCCUUGUUCAUUCAAGAGGGGAACCUAUGUGAAUACCACGGUCAUUUUCAAAACAACGGAAGAGCUUAAAAGUGGGAAAUUGAAGCUUGAUGUAAUUUAUCCUCUUCCGAUGUCUUUGCCAGUAGACAAACCUGACGUAUGUAAAGGUCACAAUCUCGUUUGUCCGUUGGAGCCGGGAGAAGAAUACAAGUUCUUUUCGACCUUGGAAGUGAAGAGGAUUUUUCCUCCCUUUAAAGGGGUAAAGAUACAGGCUAAAGUCAAGGAUCAAGCCAAAAAGACCGCUAUGUGUAUUCAGUUUGAUGCCGAUAUCAUCUGA